Molecule: messenger RNA, 3683 nt
Organism: Diatraea saccharalis (sugarcane borer)
Lineage: Eukaryota; Metazoa; Arthropoda; Insecta; Lepidoptera; Crambidae
Source: the annotation of a GenBank genome assembly
CGCUGGUAGGGAAGAUUUUGUGCUACUUAUUGAAUAAAUUUAAAAAUCUCUAAAAGUGCCUACUUCAAUGUAAUAGUGAUUAAACACAAACAAUUUAUAGUGUUUCGUUGAGAGUUGUGUAAGAAUAUAACAAAAUCCAUUGGAAAACACCGAAAAGAAAUUGAUUUUGGAUUCCACCAUUGGAAUAUAACCAAAGACACUACGGAUAGAAAAGGGUGCACCACGACGCACUUCAGUACUGGAUAAUAAAAAUUAUCAUAGGGAAGAGUUACAUGGAAUGUAGCCUUUGGUCAAAAUGAAUGGAGAUGUCAAUGGCAUGGCUUCACCCGACCAAACUAAAGUUGUCUCCGAGAAUAAGGACAACAAGAAGGAUGAUGAGAAUUGCACUAACACAGAGAACUGUGAUGUCAUAAAAAGUGGUUCUAUCAAUGGGGCUGAAGAUAAUGGAGAGGAAGAUAUAGCAGAUCAGUAUGUCAGAGAACUAGUGGAUGAGAGUUCUAUUCAUGAUACAAAUAAACAAAGCUUAGAAACGCUAAUUGAAGAAUCUACAGAAAAUGUAACAAAAGGUUCCUGUGACAAUGGCAAUCAAUCUGACCCAGAGUCAACAAAUAGUUCUCAUACAAAUUGCAAGAUUUCAGAUUUACAAGAAACUGAUCAGAUAAAUGAUGAAAUUGAAGACGAAUGUUCUAUAAACAAAAAUGGAACUGUAAAUGAAAUUGAUCAGAAUUCCAUCAAUGAAGAUGAGACUGGGGAUGAUUCUAUGGCAGAAGAAGGCUCUGCUAAUUCUGCAGAAGCUAAAGCAGAGUAUACAGUCAGUAUCGAUUCUGAUUCAGACUCUGUUGGACAUGAUGAUGAUACUUCACAGGAAAGCCAAAGUAAUCAUAAAAUUAGUGAUACAAUUGUACUAGAUAGUGAGAAAAGGCCUAGUGGUAGUAUCACAGAGGUACAUGAAAUUGAUAGUGAUUAUGAAAAUGAUGAUUGUGUUAUAGCCAGUGAAGAGAUAGAUACUAAUAAACCAAAAGAGAAAGUACAACUCAGAAGGAGUAGCAGAGCUGUAAAACGAAAACGGUAUACAGAUGAUGCUGAAAAUGGAGAUGAGUCUGAUAUAGAAGAAGUGGAACCUGUUGACCCAUUAAUACGUAAAAGUAAACCAAUAGUUAUUAAUGAUACCAGGGCUUUAGUAGCAAUGGCAGCAAAACAGAUGAAAUAUGAUCAUAUUAACAUUAAGAAGAAAGAACCCACAGUAGUUAUUAUUGAUUCCAACACAUCAUUAAACAAGUUAAAUACAAUGCAUAGUAGUAAAAAUUCAGUAUCUUCUAAUAAUUCUAUAAAUCCUCAAAGUUUGUAUCAAAGUAUCAUUGCUAGAGGUACAACAGUAACUCCAGUUAGUAGUAAGAAUAAUAACACAUCCACAAUGAUAUCUCAAAAUUCCCAAAAUACUCAAAAUCCACAACCAGCAAUUUUACCCUCUUUGACUGAUGAUAUGUUUGUUGUGGAAGCUCCAUCUUUCAUAGUUCCUUACGUCUAUGAAAAACCUUCCGUAACAGCUUUUAGGGAAUUUGUUGAUAAAUUAGGCAAACAGCUUGAAGAAGAUAAAAUUAAAGAGGAAAUGAUAGAAAAAGCAAAACGAGAAAAGGAAAAGCAGGAUAAAAGAGAAAAGGGAGAAGAUAUUGAGUCUGAUAAUUCUGAAAAUAUUAACAGUCUUAACAAAUCAGAAGAAUGUGAUGAAGAAGAGACAAACAAAAAAAAGAAAUCUAAAAAAGAAAAAAGGAGAAAUGAAGAAGACGAUGCAUCUUGGGAUGGUGAAUCUGCCACAGAAUCGGAAGAUGAAGUUUUGAGUGAUGUUGAUGAUAAAAUUGUUGUGAAAGAUAAAGUUGAAGCUAUAGAUCAAAUUAAAGUUGUUGCAGAUCUCACUGUAGAUAAGAUUUGUUCGAGCAAAUCACAUGAAAAAAGUUCCAUGGAUUGUUCUCUGGGCAAAUUCUUUAUUAAUAUUGGUUUAAACCUUGUACAAGAAUAUGUUCAAAGUGACUUAUUGAAGCAGCAAAAUAGAAAACUUUAUAAAGAGAAAAAAUCUGGACAUAGUACAAAGGCUACAGAAUCUUCAAUAGCACAACUCAUGAAAAAUUUAGAAUUAAGUAAAGAAAAUAAUGCACCUUAUAAUUUUACUCAAAAGAAAUGUGAGUUCUGUACAUUUAAAACAGAAUCGAAGCUCAUAAUGUCGCAGCAUCUUGAGACGCCACAUAUGAAAAAUAAUGUUUAUAAAUGUAAUUUUUGCACAUUUGAAAUUCGUAGUCCUCAUGAAAUUUUGUAUCAUAUGGAAUCUGUUCAUAAUAUAAGAGGUAAAUUAGAGAAAGCUCCAUCGUUACAUCAGUGUACCAAUUGUCAAUUUGAAGACAACGGUAAAGGAAAAUUGGCGCGGCAUUUGAUUACUUGUGCUAAGAAAUUUAAACCUGAUUCAAAUCUUGCACCUCCUAUUGAUUGGGAGCCACCAGCAAAGAUACCAAAGUUAUCACGGCCGCGUAAUAAUGUAAUGAGUCCAUACCAAAACGCGUUCAAUCGUAGUCCAGUUCCCGCUGCUGUUAGGGCCCCUGUAAAUGUGGGCCCGCUAGCUGGUGGGAUUCCUGUAUACCGACCACGAGGGCGAUCUCCGAUAAGUGUACCUCAACGGCCACCUGUUCAUGGUGUGCCCAUAAUGCGUGGGCCUAGUAUGGUGCGCCAAAAUAACACAUCUACACUCAAUAUAGCGAAUAACUAUCAAAUUAACAACAACAAACCAAAGUCUUCACACCAACCAUCUAUUUCUAUUACUCCCUUACCAAGACAACCUGCGCCUAAUCAAGCAUCCCAACCCACUAAUUUAGCUAAUAAUAAAAAUUCUUUUGUUAUCUGUGAGAUUUGUGAUGGAUACAUUAAAGAUUUGGAGCAGUUAAGAAACCAUAUGCAAUGGAUACAUAAAGUGAAAAUUCAUCCAAAAAUGAUUUACAAUCGACCACCACUCAACUGUCAGAAAUGCCAAUUCAGGUUCUUCACUGAUCAAGGAUUCGAACGGCACUUGUUAGGAUCUCAUGGGCUGGUUACGAGUUCCAUGCAGGAAGCCGCUAAUAAAGGGAAGGAUGCUGGCAGAUGUCCCGUUUGUGGCAGGGUUUACCAAUGGAAGCUUUUGAACCAUGUGGCUCGUGACCACAACAUGACUUUAAAGCCAGGUCAUCUCUCAUACAAAUGUACUGUAUGUACAGCUACAUUUGGUAUGUAUAAACAAUUUGAAAACCACGUGUAUUCAGCACAUAGUGUGGUAGCAAAACGAGUCAUGGAUAAGAAUAAGACAGCCUCGCAGCCCUCUAAGACCAAUGAAACACUUAAACCAUUAAAAAUUAAUGAGGAGAUUACUAUAAUACCACAAUCAGUAAAAUCCACUGCAACGAAACCUGCCAAAGAUAAAUAAGGCCAAUUCCAAUGUGGGGGCCGGCAUCAACUGUAAUUAUAAACCGCAUACUUGCCUUUACCGCUUAGAACAGACAGACAUAUUUCCUAGUGUACAUUCCAAUUUUUUCGAAAGUAGUAACAUAUUCUUCUUCUAAUAAGAAGAAAGAUAUUUUUAGCAAUUAAUAUCAUUAAUAAAAUUUUAUGAUUAUAAUAGUAUUACAUAAGGAUAGAUAGGCCAACGAUGCCUCAGUACUUGAAAC